AUGGCGACCUCGGCCUUCAAAUCGGCGUCCAAGAGAGGGAGCUACGCGUCCUCUUCUCGUACCAUUUCUACCUCAAAGGAUCGGCCCACGGAGGAUUCCCAGAAGAAGAUCCCCAAUCGGAGGUCGAGGAGCGUGAGCGCCACACCGAGAAGUUAUGCCAAGCAACCGCCGGCUUCGUCCGUGUUGUCGGAGUUCUCGAAUACGAGGAAUAAUCCCCUAUUCGGUUGCUCGAGUUCCUCGUCGCCGGAUUCUGAAGGUAGGGUUCGUGCUUCGAAAGGGGGUAGUGAUCUUUCUGGAAGCAGAAGAGGGCGGUCAGUUUCGAGAAGCUCAGAUCUUGGGGCCCAGGGCUUGGGCGGUCGGAGUGAAUCCAGUCGGAGUUUAUCGAGGAUUGGUACCGGGAGGCGGCUCCGGUCGCUUUCGAGGGGGCACCAUGGGAACUCUGAGAGUGAAGUAGAACAUGGACAUGGGUCAUCUUCAAGUUCGAGAAACAAAGAGACAAGUAGCUUUUCAUCCAAUGGUCUUGAGAAGAAGACCGACAUGGCUUUGAAUGACUUUGAACUGCCGGAACAAGUGAGGAAUUUGCAAACAUGGACAAGUAGGCACCCAAUUUCUGAGACAUGGGAUACAUCUAGUACAUGCAUGCUAGUACGGCAUUGGGAGGAUGGGAUUUCUACAAGUUCUUUCUCUGAAACAGAGGAGGCAACUAUCAGCGCAUUCUGCGAACAGAUGAAGAUUGACCAUUCCUCUGCUGAUACUGGAACUGAUGGAAUAUAUGAAACUGUUCGGUCAGAAGUAAGAAGAGCAGUUUCUGAGAUUAGAAAUGACCUUGAGAAUGCUAUCCGGAUAAAGAACCCUGCAAUCAUUACAACAGACAAUAUUGCAGAUAUCCGUCCUGAGUUGGUGAACACUGAUGCAAUUGAGCUAGUUUCUGACAUCAGAAGGGAAUAUGCCUGGAAGUUUGAGCAGUCCCAAGAACGUGCAAGAAAACUGCGGGCAGAUUUGGCCGUUGAAGAGCACCGUGGGCAAGAACUCAGUAGAAUUCUAAAGGAGAUAGUGCCAGAUCCUAAAAGCUCUGAGGCACGUAGAUCAAGACCAAGAAGAAAGGCAAGCAUAGAACGUCUUAGGAUGUCGAGGCGUUUGGCAGAAGAAGCAAUGAAUUAUUUUGAUGAAUGUGUCUCAAUAUCAACCUUUGAUAGUUCUGAUUUCUCGUCACUAGAAGAUCCACAACCAAGCUCAGUUAUCCCAAUGGGAAGCAGUAGAUUUUCCUGCAAUGAUGGAUUGGCUUUUUCAGUGUCCCACUUCCCCGAUAAUCAACCUAACUGUCACGAGGAGUCAGAUAACCAAACUCGAUGUUCACCAAGCAUCAUGGGAUCUGAUCUUGCAAUUAGCAGUUGCAGUGGUAUUAAGGCUGAUAGCCUGUUUCAUGAGAAUAAUAAUCAAGGUGAUCUAGUGGACUUUGAUACACUACAGGGUGGAAACGCACAGUGUUCCUUUGCACAUGAACCAACAGAAACUGGUGGGAUUCAUGACAUUAGAUGUUACAUAAAGAAAUUCAAAAAAGACCCGAAGGAAAGUCAAGAGCAUGUGAAAGUAAAAUCAAGUUACAAUGCUGAUGACAAUGAUUUGAUUUCAUCAGAGGAAAGCUUUCUCUUUGAUAAGGUGAUUCUUAAAAACAGAAUAGAAUCUGGAUGUCUGCUUGUUUGCAACAUAAGAGUUUUUUGAUAUGUUUAUGCAAUCAGCAUACACAUCAAGCUAUAUUACAAAGUCAUAGUUGUAAAGUUUAUAUGAAGCCAUCCAGUUGUGAUUCUUUUGGUAAAGUUUUGUAUAAUAAGAAUAUAGUUAAUUUAUCCAUGAUUAGAUUCCUAUGCAUGACCUA
This is a messenger RNA of Elaeis guineensis (African oil palm), 1876 nucleotides long. RefSeq lists its product as uncharacterized. The record is from RefSeq and is a predicted model, not a curated record. Lineage: Eukaryota; Viridiplantae; Streptophyta; Magnoliopsida; Arecales; Arecaceae.